Molecule: messenger RNA, 585 nt
Organism: Sinocyclocheilus grahami
Lineage: Eukaryota; Metazoa; Chordata; Actinopteri; Cypriniformes; Cyprinidae
Product: Bardet-Biedl syndrome 5 protein homolog
Exons: 6
Coding region: 1-396 (131 amino acids)
Biological process (GO): cilium assembly; intracellular transport
Cellular component (GO): ciliary basal body; BBSome
Molecular function (GO): phosphatidylinositol-3-phosphate binding
Source: RefSeq, a predicted model, not a curated record
AUGUUGCAUAAGAUAAAGGUAUAUAUUCUUGUGAUUGAGAGCUCUCAACAGACAGGAGGUUAUGUGCUGGGAUUCAAGAUCGAUCCGAUGGACAAGUUACAAGAUGCAGUGAAGGAAAUCAACUCCUUACACAAAGUGUACUCCGCAAACCCCAUUUUUGGUGUGGAAUAUGAGAUGGAAGAAAAGCCUCAGCCUCUGGAGGAGCUGACCGUAGAACAGCCGCCUGAUGACGUGGAGAUUGAGCCAGAUGAGCACACAGAUGCCUUUACGGCUUAUUUUGCAGAUGGAAAUAAGCAACAUGAUCGUGAGCCGGUGUUCUCUGAAGAGCUGGGUCUGGCUAUGGAGAAAUUAAAAGAUGGAUUCACACUACAGGGACUCUGGGAAGUCAUGGGUUAAAACGCUCAAACGCUCUGUACCAUUAUAUGUAUUUCGGCAUUGCGUUGCUACAUUAUUUACAUCCAAUUUGAAAACAUUUUUCAUUUGCUAAAUGUGAAAAUGUUAUUUAUUUUUAGAAUAUUUAUUUGAUAUUUGAUAAUGGCAUGUUUACAAAUCAUAUGCAAACCAAGUGUAAGUUAGGGAAAAAAG